UUGGGUUGGGCUCCGUCACGGCGCGCGGAGCCGGCGGGGCACAACGGGCGCCCUCAGCGCGGGGAGAGGCGGCGCUCGGCAGCAGGUUCCCGCGGCCGGCGAGAGGAGAUGGCGGCCGCGCUGCUCCUGUACCUGCCCCUCCUGCCGGGGCUGGCCGGAGCCUUCAACCUGGACACGGACAACGUGAUCAGCCGGCGCGGGGAGCCGGGCAGCCUCUUCGGCUUUUCCCUGGCCAUGCACCGGCAGCUGCAGCCGCAGGAGAAACGGCUAUUGCUGGUUGGAGCUCCUCGGGAAAAGGCCUUUCCAGCCCAGCAGGCUAACAGAACCGGAGGGCUGUACAGCUGUGACAUUGCAUCUCCAAAUGCACGUUGCACUCGUGUCAUAUUUGAUGAGGAGACUGAUCCGAAGAUGGAGAGUAAAGAAGACCAGUGGAUGGGUGUAACUGUUCAAAGUCAAGGGCCAGGAGGAAAUGUGGUGACAUGUGCACAUCGCUAUGAGAAGAGACAGUAUGUAAACACUGUGCAGGAAACCCGGGAUAUCAUUGGAAGGUGCUAUGUGCUGAGCCAGGAUCUCACUAUUAAAGAUGAUAUGGAUAAUGGAGUUUGGAGUUUCUGUGAUGGUCGUUUAAGAGGCCAUGAGAAGUUUGGUUCCUGUCAGCAAGGUGUUGCUGCUACUUUUACUAGAGACUAUCAUUAUAUUGUGUUUGGUGCCCCAGGCACUUACAACUGGAAAGGGGUGGUUCGUGCAGAGCAAAAGAAUCAGACAUUUUAUGAUCUGGGUAUCUUUGAUGAUGGGCCUUACGAAGUUGGUGAUGAGAGCCGCCAAGAUAAGAAUCUAGUUCCUGUUCCAGCUAACAGUUACUUAGGUCUUCUGUUUUUGACAGCUGUAUCUGAUACUCAUCCAGAUCAGUUUGUAUACAAAACACUGCCUCCCAGCACACAGGUGGACAACUCGGUGGAUGUUAUGAUGAAUAGCUACUUAGGUUUCUCUUUGGACUCUGGUAAAGGAAUUGUCUCCCAGGAUGAGAUGACUUUUGUGUCUGGUGCCCCAAGAGCCAACCACAGCGGAGCAGUUGUUCUACUGAAAAAAGAGAAAAACCAGAGAGCGCUGUCACUCGAGCACAUGUUUGAAGGAGAAGGGCUGGCCUCUUCUUUUGGCUAUGAUGUUGCUGUUGUGGAUCUCAACAAUGAUGGGUGGCAGGACAUUGUUGUUGGAGCCCCGCAGUAUUUUGACAGAAGUGGAGACAUUGGUGGUGCUGCCUACAUCUACAUUAACCAGCAAGGCAAAUGGGACAGAGUAAAGCCCAUUCGCUUAAAUGGAACCACCGACUCCAUGUUUGGUCUUGCAGUUGAAAAUGUAGGGGACGUUAAUCAGGACGGAUAUCCAGAUAUUGCAAUAGGGGCUCCCUAUGAUGGUUUUGGCAAAGUAUACAUUUAUCAUGGAUCCAGGAAUGGAAUAAACACAAAACCAGCACAGAUUCUUGAUGGUGAAAAAACAGGCACCAAUUUUUUUGGUUACUCUAUUGCUGGAAACAUGGACCUGGACAAAAACUCCUACCCCGAUAUUGCUGUUGGUUCCCUUUCAGAUUCUGUUUCUGUGUUCAGAUCCCGGCCUGUGAUAAGCAUUAAAAAAAGCAUUACGGUACAGCCUGACCGAAUUGAUCUGAAGAAAAAGAACCCCGAGGACCCCAGUGAAAUAUGGAUGGAUGUGAAAGCCUGCUUUCAGUAUACUGCAAACCCCAGAGAUUUAAAUCCACGAAUAAAGAUCACGUACACAUUUGAAGCGGAAAACGAGAGGAGGCAGUUAGGCCUGCCAUCCAGGGUGCGGUUUAAAGACCACCUGUCUGAUCAGUUCACUGCAAACACAACCCUGAGGGGGCAGAACUCAAGAGAGUGUGUGACAACCAAGCUUGUACUGCAGGACAAAAUCAAAGAUAAGCUACGACCCAUUCCAGUGUCAGUCACUGUUAAAAUUGCUGGUCUGGAGUCUAGCUCACCGUCCACAAGAAAAGACAGAGCACUUCCAGAGCUGAUACCAAUUCUAAAUUCAAAUGAAUCUGAAACAAAGACCACAAAAGUGGAGUUCUUAAAAGAAGGAUGUGGAGAAGACAAUGAAUGUCAUAGCAAUCUGAAACUUCAGUACCGGUUUUGCUCUAGAGAAGGAAAUGAAGACAGGUUUACUUACCUACCAAUUGAAAAUGGUGUGCCGGUGCUUGUUCUGAAAGAUCAGAAGGAUAUUGCCCUGGAAAUAACGGUGACAAACAAUCCAUCUGAUGCAAAAAAUCCACAGAAAGAUGGUGAGGAUGCAUAUGAAGCUAAACUAAUAGCAACUUUCCCAGACAGUCUGACUUACUCUGCAUUCAGAGAGAUGAGGGGCUAUCCUGAAAAACAGCUAACAUGUGGUGCUAACCAAAAUGGCUCUCAAGCAGAGUGUGAACUUGGAAAUCCUUUUAAAAGGAACUCCAAUGUAACCUUUUAUCUGAUCUUAAGUACCACUAAAGUUAAUGUUGAUACAACAGACUUGGACAUCAAUCUGAAGUUGGAAACAACAAGCACUCAAGUGAAUUCAACACCAAUUACAGCUAGUGCUAAAGUGGUUCUUGAAUUGCUUUUAUCACUCACUGGAGUUGCUAAGCCUUCUCAGGUGUAUUUUGGAGGUAACAUCGUUGGUGAGAGUGCUAUGAAAUCUGAAGAUAAUAUUGGAAACCUCAUAGAGUAUGAAUUCAGAGUAACUAACUUGGGCAGACCACUGAAAACAUUUGGUACUGCUUCCCUGGACAUCCAGUGGCCGAAAGAAAUCAGUAAUGGCAAGUGGCUACUUUAUUUGAUGAAAAUAGAUUCCAAAGGAUUGGAAAAAGUCUCCUGUCAACCUGAAAGUGAAAUCAAUAGUCUGCGUGUUGUGGAAUCCCAUAACUCAAGAAGGAAACGUGAAGUUGCAGAGAAGCAGACUACAGACAGCAAAACACUUUCUUUAUUCUCAGAAAGAAAAUACAAGACCUUGGACUGCAAUGUGAAUGCACGCUGUGUGGACAUAAAAUGUCCCCUGAAGGGUUUAGACAGCAAGGCAUCUAUAGUGCUACGUUCCAGGCUGUGGAAUAGUACUUUCUUAGAAGAAUACUCCAAGAUGAAUUAUCUAGACAUUCUUGUUAGGGCUUCAAUCAGUGUUCCUGCUGCAGCUAAGAAUGUUAAGCUCACAAAUGAAGUUGCUCAGGUGCGUGUUACUGUCUUUCCUGCAAAACCAGUAGCCCUUUAUACAGGAGUACCUUGGUGGAUCAUCGCAGUGGCUAUUUUUGCUGGCAUAUUGAUGCUUGCACUGUUGGUAUUCUUACUAUGGAAGUGCGGGUUCUUCCGGCGUUCCAGGUACGAAGACAGUGUCCCCCGGUAUCAUGCUGUAAGAAUUCGAAAAGAAGAGCGACACAUCAAAGAUGGGAAAUACAAAGAGCUCGAGACAAAACAGUGGUUCACAAAAUGGAAUGAAAAUGAAAGUUAUUCUUAGUGACAAAUUCUUCUCAUCGCAAAGUUCAGAGAGAAGUUAAAGUUUUAUUAAUAGAAUAUUGAUGGAGUUAGAUCUAUGAACACUAUUGACAUUCACCAUUUGAUUGUAGAUACUACUACUUAUAUUGAGGCUUUUGUUUGCACAGUUAACAUUGCUUCAAAAGACUUGACUUGCAUUAUUUAAUUUCCAGACUGCCUCUUUCCCCCCUUCAAAUCUAACACUCACUUCAGAAGAUGUUGUGUUGAUUUGGGGUCUUUUCUGCAACAUAUGCAAAACCACUACAGCAGACCUCUUCCUGUGAUCAUAAUCUCUUUCCUAGGGAUGCAAGGAAUGGACAGUUAAGGUCAAGAUAAGUUCUUCAUCCUUCCCUUAAUGCAUAGUCCAUUAUAAACACACAGCUGCCUUAACACACCUUGUGCAAGUACACUUUGAAGACCUGCCAAUCUACUUUAAACUUUGCCUACUGCAGUAGUUAGGGCUUAACAAAAAGCAUCGUCUUUAAAUUACAUGUGCAAUAGGUCAUUUUGCUCGAAUUGUGCGACUCUUGGUCACAACAAAUACACACAGGUUUAUUUUGUU
Pezoporus flaviventris is the source of this 4074-nucleotide messenger RNA. RefSeq names its product integrin subunit alpha 6 (gene ITGA6). The coding region runs from base 109 to 3495 and encodes 1128 amino acids. The record is from RefSeq and is a predicted model, not a curated record. Lineage: Eukaryota; Metazoa; Chordata; Aves; Psittaciformes; Psittacidae. Gene Ontology annotation, molecular function: integrin binding. The transcript has 26 exons. Gene Ontology annotation, cellular component: external side of plasma membrane; integrin complex. Gene Ontology annotation, biological process: cell-cell adhesion; leukocyte migration; cell-matrix adhesion.